This is a messenger RNA of Limulus polyphemus (Atlantic horseshoe crab), 627 nucleotides long. RefSeq lists its product as uncharacterized. The transcript is spliced from 5 exons. Bases 6 to 563 code for a protein of 185 amino acids. The record is from RefSeq and is a predicted model, not a curated record. NCBI's taxonomy places the organism in Eukaryota, Metazoa, Arthropoda, Merostomata, Xiphosura, Limulidae.
UUGAAAUGUGCCAUCUAAGAUAUCAAAAUAAAUAUGAGACAAACAGGUCUUCUUUUCAUGUUUUAAAAACUCCACAAGACUGCCUUUACUGGAAAAGUCGCUUGGAUGAAGCUCCAGCUUCAAUGGGUGGAAAAGAAAACUAUUGGAGAAAACUUAGUCCUGAAGAUUUGCUCAGACUAGAGGGUGCCUCUUCUAUCACAUUUCAUCAGAACUUGCAUAAGUCAGUCUCACUAGGCUCUGUAGUAAGAAGUGAUGGCACCAAUCGUAGACAGGAUUUUUAUGCAGAGUUCCCCUCUUUCUCCGAUACCAAGCAGUCAUGCCCUUCCAAAAUAUCUAAAUCUGUAUAUCUAGCAAAAUGGACAGAAGAAAAAAGUCCAAAAAGAAAGAGCUUUCCUGCUUCCAAAAAUUCUGAUGAUUCUUGGACUACUGACAUUGAGAAUGAUUUGCUUAAAAGCAUGGCACCACAAAAGCAUCAGGUCAGAAUUGAUGAAGAGUGUGAAGAGACAACAGCAUAUGAAGCUUUAAAGUUGUAUCUGUGGUCCCAAACAUUAACUUUAUUGUGAGGUAUUAUUAGUUUGCUUAUUCUCCAAUGUCUAGUUUAUAUGCAAUUUUAAAUUAUAUAUUUUU